This is a messenger RNA of Fibroporia radiculosa, 1203 nucleotides long. RefSeq lists its product as uncharacterized. Gene Ontology annotation, biological process: cellular response to amino acid starvation; positive regulation of TORC1 signaling. Gene Ontology annotation, molecular function: structural molecule activity; protein binding. Gene Ontology annotation, cellular component: Seh1-associated complex; nuclear pore outer ring. Lineage: Eukaryota; Fungi; Basidiomycota; Agaricomycetes; Polyporales; Fibroporiaceae. The transcript has 8 exons. The coding region runs from base 1 to 1203 and encodes 400 amino acids. The record is from RefSeq and is a predicted model, not a curated record.
AUGCUGCAAACAGGGCUUAUUUCCAACGCUCACAAUGACCUUCUGACCGACGCGUCCUAUGAUUUCUAUGGCCUGCGGCUCGCGACGUGCAGCCUCGAUCAGAGAAUCAAAAUAUGGCGGCUGGACGAAACUACUGGCACAUGGAACGUCGAGGACGACUGGAAGGCACACGAUGCUGCUGUCGCGCAAGUGGCGUGGGCUCACCCUGAAUUUGGGAGUAUCGUCGCGUCCGCGUCGUUCGACCGUACGGUGAAGGUAUGGGAGCAGGUACCCGCAUCCGCGUCAGACGCGGAUGCAGGCGCAGGACCAUCAGCACGGUGGGUGGAGCGUGCGAUGCUGGUUGACGCGAAGGGCACCGUGCGUGCGGUAGAGUUUGCGCCCCAGCAGUUUGGGUUGAAGCUGGCGACAAUCGCGUCGGACAACCACCUGCGGAUAUACGAGUGUCUCGAGCAGCCAUCACUGAAUACCUGGCAAUUGAGCGAGGAGGUCGACGUCCUCUCCCUUCCAUCCUCCUCCGGGAAGCGAUCAAAUGUACCCACUGUCACACUUGCCACACCUACCCAGCCAGGGGCAGACGGAGGCUGGUGUCUUUCGUGGUGCAAAGACCGUUAUUGGGGGGAAAUAAUCGCCGCUGGGUGUGGUAUCAACGGCAUUGUGAAGGUACAACACUACGCCGAUAUCAUCCAGCUCUUCUCGUCCCGUCGUCCAGCGACACUGCUCUCCCUGGACCCAACUCCUGCACCUGCGCACGCGAGCAUCGGCGAGGGCGCGAGUAGGACACAGGCGGCGUUGAACGACGAUACGCCGGCACCGUACGCAAUCACAACUGUCGCGUGGGCGCCAUCUUGUGGUCGUUCGUACCACCUUGUUGCCACGGGUGGACGUGACGGCCAUGUGCGGAUAUGGCGUGUGCGGCCACCGACCCCUGGAGACGAGCUGGAUGGCGAGAGGGACGGGAGCGCCGUGGAGGAAAAAUGGACCGCAAGUAUUGUGGGCGAUUUUGACGACCACAAGUCCGCUGUGGGGCGGGUUGAGUGGAACAUAACUGGAACGACGCUGUCGUCUGCGGGCACAGAUGGGCGGAUACGUCUGUGGAAGAUGACUGCAGGGAACGUGUGGAGGCCGGCGGGUCAUAUUAGCGUCGAGCAAGCAGAAGAACAUCAAGGGGAUGUGGACAUGGAAGAUAAUGCAGUCGAUGGCUAG